Messenger RNA from Lolium rigidum, 1324 nucleotides. Its product is annotated as ninja-family protein 1. Gene Ontology annotation, biological process: negative regulation of DNA-templated transcription; signal transduction. Gene Ontology annotation, cellular component: nucleus. The transcript is spliced from 2 exons. The record is from RefSeq and is a predicted model, not a curated record. The coding region runs from base 175 to 1143 and encodes 322 amino acids. NCBI's taxonomy places the organism in Eukaryota, Viridiplantae, Streptophyta, Magnoliopsida, Poales, Poaceae.
GUGUUCGUCGAUCGUUCUUUCCUCUGCGUUCGGAGGUCGUGAAUUGCCCGGCCUGGGAGGAAUUCGCAGCAAUGGCGAGGCGCUCCUGAAGAAUUUGGAGUUUCUUGGAGCUUGGUGACCGGGAGGGAAGGCCAAGAAUUCCUUGCUCUCUGCCAGCCAGCCAGCCAGCCAGCCAUGGCGUCGAGGGACUUCCUGGGCAGGUUCGGCGGCGAGAAGGGCGCGUCGUCGGACAAGGCGGGGGGCGGCGCCGGCGAGUCGGACGACGUGGUCGAGCUCAGCCUCGGCCUGUCCCUGGGCGGCAGCUUCGGCGCCAACUCCGGGCGGGACGCCAAGAAGCCGCGCCUCGUGCGCUCCUCCUCCCUCGCGUCCUCCGUGUGCUCGCCCUACGGCAGCGACGACCUCGCCGCCGCCACGCCCGCGCCGGCGCCGCUGAUGCGCACCAGCUCGCUGCCCACCGAGACCGAGGAGGAGCGGUGGCGCCGCCGCGAGAUGCAGAGCCUCAAGCGCCUCCAGGCCAAGCGCAAGCGCCUCGAGCGCCGCAACUCCAUGAACUCCGGCAAGUCCGGGGGCAGCGGCCGGGACGACGCGCAGGAGCCGCUCUACCCGAGCGCGUUCCAGCUCCGGCGCUCCGUCGUCGCGCAGGGGAACGCCUCCUCCAGCAUGCCAGAGCAAGGUAGCGGUGAUGGCGCUGAUGUGAGGAGCACAUCGAGCAUGGAAACGUCUUCCGACAAUAAUAACAGUAAUAAUAGCGCGAGCAACCAGCAGAGUAAGUCUCUUCCACCGCCGUCGCCGUUGCCGCCGGCCGGCAAGCCGCCUCCGACGCCGAACGGCGUCGCUAAGGAGCAACCGCCGCCGUUGCGAACCCUCCGGUCGCUGACGAUGCGCACGACGAGCACCGGCGACCUGCGGAAGAGCAUGAUGGAGGACAUGCCGAUGGUCUCCUCCAAGGUGGACGGCCCCAACGGCAAGAAGAUCGACGGCUUCCUCUACAAGUAUAGGAAAGGGGAGGAGGUGAGGAUCGUGUGCGUCUGCCACGGCAACUUCCUCACGCCGGCGGAGUUCGUGAAGCACGCCGGCGGCGACGACGUCACCAACCCGCUCAGGCACAUCGUCGUCAACCCCACGCCGUCGGUCUUCUUGUAACUGCCGAAAUGUACCUACAUGGGGGAGAGGUGUUAUCUUCUGCCCUUUCUUUCACUCUGAAUUUUUAGUUAUUAUGUUACUGCCCUUACCUUUCCAUUGAGUGGAAAGGAAUGCAGGGCCUGAGGUGUUUUACUGUAAGUUAAGGGAGUGAACUAAUUUGAGAGAUAUGUCAGCUUUACAA